Triticum urartu is the source of this 1381-nucleotide messenger RNA. RefSeq lists its product as uncharacterized. The record is from RefSeq and is a predicted model, not a curated record. Lineage: Eukaryota; Viridiplantae; Streptophyta; Magnoliopsida; Poales; Poaceae.
AAAUAACUUUGUCUAAAAAGAAAUCCCUUCCUCAACUGCAUCGGGGCUCACUUGGCGGAGGCGGCGACCCCUUCCAGAUCCGCUCCGACGCCGGCGUGCAGGCAACUCCGGGUUCUUAAAAAUGCCGAGGAAGAAGAUCCGGCUGGAUCCAGUUGCAGGCGGCAGGCAGAUAGCCAAUAAGGCUCAGGUUGAUGGAACUGAGCAGACAUCGCCACAUGCCAUUUGUAAGCUCUACGAGCACAUCAACGAAGGUCAACGCGUUGCUGUCAGAGCCAUGGGGACUGGGCCGCUCCUGGACCUCAAGUGUGCAUACUUACACAACACCGUCCUGACAUGGUUCACAAGGUUGUACCACUCAGGAAGGAGAGGGUUUGUCGUGCCCGGACGCGGGUUCAUUCCACUGACCGAGGAGUCUGUAUAUCAGAUUUUGGGCAUCCCUCGUGGAGACAUUGAGGUCAAGUAUGAAGCCGACUGUGACAUGGAAGAGGAGCUCGCAGCUAGUUUGUUGUGGGGCGAUGGCAGCAGGCCAAAGAUCACGACAGUUGCUACUGCAAUCAUCAACCAUAACGAGGCUGAUGAUAGAUUCAAGAAGUUAUGGCUUAUUUACAUUGUCUCAACUGUGUUGGCCCCUACGACGGAUGCACGGGUCAGCAACAAGUGCUACCCCAUGCUGGCGGAUAUCAACCGGGCAGACAGGUUGAACUUGUGCAAAUUUGUCGUGGACCAGCUCCACGAGCACCUCUCAAAGGGGAAAUACACAAAUGGGUGCUUACUUUACUGCAUGCUAAGGUACCUCGAUGCUUUGGAUUGUGAUGGCAUGGAGCUUGAGUUAACUGACACACCAUAUAGAGUAAACGCAUGGUCCAAGACCCAGGUUGAUGUUGUCGCUGAGCUGGACAUGUUAGAGCAUGAUCCACCCUGUUUUGGCAGACUUCAGCUAAAGGAAGAAUUCAGAGAGGAGGCUGCUAGUGGAUCGGGCACAAGCAUAUUGAGUCUGUUCGGAGGCCCUGGUGGCUUAGAAACCUGGAUGAAGCAAAACACCCACCCAAGUUGCUCUGAAAAUAACAAGCUUAAAGUACAGGGGAUCAUCCACAAGUUUGCAUCAGGGUUGGAGACUCUCCUUGGUGAUCUCGUACAGGGGAUGACAGCCCCAACAGCAAGUAAUUCAACCAAAAGUAGGAGGGGCAGGCGCAAUGAAAUAGAAGAAAAUGAUGAUACGUUGUUUGAAGAUUCGUCAUCAUCAGAAUCUGACGGCGACACGGAUGGGGACGAUGAUACGUCGUUUGCGUCAUCUUCAGAAUCCGUAGUGCUAGCAGAAUGAAAUAUUUUCUGGUUUACUUUGUACUGGUUGCUAUAUUUAUUUUGAUAUUUUUCUCGGAUC